Molecule: messenger RNA, 773 nt
Organism: Syzygium oleosum
Lineage: Eukaryota; Viridiplantae; Streptophyta; Magnoliopsida; Myrtales; Myrtaceae
Product: mitochondrial pyruvate carrier 1
Exons: 5
Coding region: 206-529 (107 amino acids)
Biological process (GO): pyruvate import into mitochondria
Cellular component (GO): mitochondrial inner membrane
Source: RefSeq, a predicted model, not a curated record
GGGAGAGGGAGGGGAUAUACAGUCAGACCAGCAGAGUCAAAGAAAGAGAAACAGGGGAGAGAGGCCUUCCUUCGAGAUUUCAAGCGCGAAUCUUGCACAACUGGUGACAAAUUGAAGGUUGUUGAUACGGAAUCUGUGAUUAAGCAUUAUAUCGGAAGAAUAUCUUCUCUGAGUGUGAGUUUUCUGCAGGAAUUACCUGCUAUAAAUGGCUUCUUUCCGAGCUUUCUUGAACAGUCCUGUUGGCCCCAAAACUACUCAUUUCUGGGGACCAGUUGCAAACUGGGGAUUCGUGGCUGCUGGAUUGGUUGACAUGCAGAAACCGCCAGAGAUGAUAUCUGGCAACAUGACAGCAGCCAUGUGUAUAUAUUCUGCACUGUUUAUGAGGUUUGCGUGGAUGGUGCAGCCGCGGAACUACCUACUUCUUGCAUGCCAUGUCUCAAAUGAAUCUGUCCAGCUCUAUCAACUAUCACGCUGGGCAAGGGCUCAGGGGUACUUGUCCCAAAAGAAAGACGAAGCCUCGUCGCAAUAAUAUGUUGCUGGGUCUUUCUUUCCCCAUUUCGUUGGUCUUAUGGCAAUUUCGUUACUGAGAAGCUUGCUUUCAUGCUAUCUAAACAGUAAUUUGCUGGUCUUUAGUGAUCGCAACUUGAUAUGUAUAUUUUCGCGUUGUAAUUGACGAUUUACUUUCAGCAAGUGAUGCUUGCAUGGAAACUUGAUCUCCUGUUGGACUUGGAUGCACAAUAAUACGACUCGAACCGUCGCAUUGCCCUGAAAAA